Messenger RNA from Coffea eugenioides, 2077 nucleotides. RefSeq names its product putative disease resistance protein RGA3. The transcript is spliced from 2 exons. The record is from RefSeq and is a predicted model, not a curated record. The coding region runs from base 65 to 1894 and encodes 609 amino acids. Gene Ontology annotation, biological process: defense response to other organism. Lineage: Eukaryota; Viridiplantae; Streptophyta; Magnoliopsida; Gentianales; Rubiaceae. Gene Ontology annotation, molecular function: ADP binding; protein binding.
GGUAACAACAAGAAGUCAUAGAGUGGCCACAGUGGUGGGAUCGACUGAUACUCACGACCUAGGCAUGAUCUCUCACUCUGAUUGUUGGCUAAUAAUGCAAAGGAUGGCAUUUGCCAAAAAAUCAGGGGACUUGUGCAAGAAGGUGGAAAGAAUUGGGCAGAAAAUUGCAGAAAAGUGCAAGGGGUUGCCACUUGCUGCAAAGACUAUGGGAAGCUUGUUACGGUUCAAAGAUACCGUACAACAAUGGCAGAAUGUUUUGGACAGUGAGAUAUGGCAAUUGGAGGAAGCAGCCGUGGAACUUUUCCCUCAUUUGUAUUUAAGCUAUAACGAGUUGUCCCCAGAGCUGAAACGUUGCUUCUCAUAUUGUGCUGUCUUUCCCAAAGAUCAUAAGAUAGAUGUAGAAGAGCUUAUUAGGCUGUGGAUAGCACAAGGUUAUGUUCGCCCAAAUCGAAGAGGUGAGCGCUUGGAGCUGGUAAGCCUUGAGUACUUCUACAAUUUGGCAAUGCGUUCCUUUUUCCAAGAAUUUCAAAAAGCCAAAGAUUUUCCACGUAUGAGGUGCAAGAUGCAUGACAUAGUGCAUGACUUUGCACAAUUUCUCACAAAAAGUGAAUGUCAUGUACUUGGUGGAAUUGGAAGAAAUUCAUGCAGUAAAAGACCACGUCAUCUAACAAUUUUGGGAGGCGCUAAGGAGGAGAUGUUUAGUUCUCGAGUCGUUGAUUUGGGACGGCUCAGGAGCUUUUUAACUUUUCCAGGUGGAAUAGUUCCCCAAAAUCUAUUCUGUAGUUUGAAGUGUGUGAGGACUCUGACUUUAAGUCAUUGUUGGCUACCUGAAGUCCCAACCGAGAUCGGAAGUUUGAUUCAUCUUCGGCACUUGGACUUAAGUUGGAAUCCUUUCGUGGCACUGCCAGAAGCUAUAUGUGAUCUAUAUUAUCUGGAAACUUUGGAUAUCAAUAAUUGUGAUAAUCUUUCGUGCCUUCCUGAAAGGAUUGAAGGCCUUGUACACUUGAGGCACCUUCUCAAUGAUAUUACCUAUGAAUUAGGUCAAAUUCCACAAGGACUCAGGAUGCUGACGUCACUUUGUAGUUUGACUCGGUUUAUCGCCAGGAGCAACUCUGAUGAUUUGGCAAUUUUGAAGGACCUGAACCAAUUGGAAAUAUUGGGUGUUGUAAUUGAAGGAGAAGUAGACUUUGGAAGUGCAGAACUUGGAAAGAAGGUCAACAUGCGUGAAAUGUCUUUGUUCUUUAGAUUCGAGGCCCACUUUAUAGAAACUCCAAGUUGCAUUGAAACCAUGGAACCACCUCCAAACUUGGAAGAACUUGUGCUAAUUGGCUGUCCAGGAGCCCAGUUACCCAGUUGGCUUGUGACGAUGUCUCACGCCAAUAAUUUGAAGAAGCUAUAUAUUGAGAACCCCUGCAAUAUCUCAUCCUUGCGUGCCUUGUGGAAGCUAUCAUCCCUAGAAGAGCUUGAGCUCAUGGUAGUGGAAAAGCUGGAAUGUUUAGGUAAGGAAUUCUUCGGAGUUACAGAUGCUCUUGAUACUUUGUCGAACACCGAGUCAUCAUUCUCAGCUGAACCAGUAGCAUUUCAGAAUUUGAGAAAAUUACAUUUUCGUUACUUCCUAAAUUGGACACAUUGGGAAGAUUUAAGUGAAGAUGAUGAAAAAGUUGCUGUCUCUAUCAUGCCAUAUUUGGAGGAGCUAAAAAUUUGGGACUGUGAAAAGCUUGAAGCUCUGCCACAUCGCAUCCUUAAAAAGAUAUCAUCUCUCAAAAUUUUGGAGAUUCGACGUUGCUCCAAAUUGAGGGAUCAUUACUCUGACAAAACAGGAGAUGACUGGAUAAAGAUAUCACAUAUUUCUCGAGUUGACAUAUCUAAUGACUCCUCAGAUAAUCCUCAUUGAUGGCUCAAAAUGAAGCUACAGCAGAAGGCAUUGGGGGAUCAACCUCCACGUCAACUUUCCCUUGGGUUCAUGUAAAAUUUCAAAUAAUUGUAAACAUGGUUGAAGAGGCACGUCCACUUGCUUUGUUCAAAAAUAUUUGAGAUAAAAAGGUAAUUGGAUUGUAAAUUAUUUGAGAUAUUUUUA